GUGGCUUCUCCCUGUGUUUGCUCCUCCCUCCCGGCGGCCGCAGAACCGGAAAACAUUGCUGCCCUUGCCGCCCUGCCUUUUCCUUCUCCUCCCUGUAAAAACUGCUGCGGGGCCCCGUGUCUCCCUGCCCUCUGCCGUCACCCUCGUGGUGUCACUGUCCCGGCGUCACUCUCCCGGCACAGAGCGGCACUGUAUUAGACCUGAGACCAAACGUGGGUUAUAAAGGCACCACCUGUGUGACAGCAAACCCUUGCUAAGAGUGCUAGUAAGGAGUCAUCAAACACAACACAGAGGUGCAGCAUUCCUAACCGGAAGGGAAAAUUCCCAGGCUAUCUAGCCCUUAAUUCUGCCAUGGCCACAAAAAACACCGGCUCAAAGAAAUAUGUCCAGCUGCUCCUUCUUCAGGUUGCUCUUCUAGGGCCUGUUUUCUGUGGGAAGGUGUUGGUCUGGCCAACGGAAGGCAGCCACUGGCUGAACAUGAAUGUAAUUAUACAAGAACUCAUCCACCGUGGGCACAGCGUUACCAUCCUGGUAUCCAACGCUACCCUCUUCAUUAAACCCAAGGCUAAUGCCAGGGAGAAGAUUGAGCUCUAUAACGUGCCCUUUAAGAAGGAUCUCCCUCAGACCCUGAUUAAUGGAAUAGUGGCACUGUGGCUCAAUAACAGGCCAACCAUUUUGACCUUCUGGCAUUUUUAUAAGGAGCUGGGAAGAUUGUCCGUAGACUGGCAGAAGAUGAACAAGCUGAUGUGUGACUCGGUGCUAGCCAACCCAGAGCUGAUGGCUCGCCUGCGGGGGGCUGGCUAUGACAUGCUGCUGUCAGACCCGGUGACCCCCUGCGGGGAACUCAUUGCUCUCAAGCUGGACAUCCCCUUUGUCUACUCUCUACGCUUCUCUCCAGCCUUCACCCUAGAGAGGCACUGUGGCAAGAUCCCAACCCCACCGUCCUACACACCUGCAGCCCUGUCUGAGCUCACUGACCAUAUGUCCUUUGUUGAGAGAAUAAAAAACUUUGUGUCCUACCAUCUGCAAGACUAUGUUUUCCAGACCUACUGGGGACAUUGGGAUAUCUACUACAGCAAGAUCUUAGGUAACCACUGGCUGAACAUGGAGUUCAUGCUCCGGGAGCUUGUGCUCCGGGGCCAUGAGGUGACUGUGCUGAUGCCUUCAUGCUUCCUCAUCUUCAACCACACACAGCCCUCACCCUUCCACUUCGAGGUGAUUGAGGUGCCGAUCACCAAAAAGGAGAUGGCUGCCGUACUGGAUGAAUUUUUCUAUUUUUGGUUUUACGAGGAGAGAGUGCUACCAUUCUGGAAAAGUGCUUACAAGAUAGCUCAACAACUCAAAAAGCUGGAGAAUGUAACCAAAACCAUUUGUGAUGGGGUCCUGAAGAAUGAGACGCUGCUGGAGAGACUGAAGGCAUCUGCCUUUGAUGUCCUUUUGGCAGACCCACUGGCACCCAGUGGGGAGCUGUUUGCUGAGAAGCUGGGUAUCCCCUUCGUGUAUACCAUCCGGUUCUCCUUAGGCAACACAGUGGAGCGGCUCUGUGGGAUGCUCCCAGCACCUCCUUCCUACGUACCAGCCGCCCUAAGCAGCCUAACAGAUAGGAUGACCUUCUGGGAAAGGCUAAAAAACAUCUUCAGCUACACUUUGCAGGAUAUCAUGUAUCAUUACCUUAUCUGGGGAGGCUGGGAUCAAUACUACAGUGAUGUUUUAGGAAGACCCACAACGCUGUGUGAGACGAUUGGGAAAGCAGAGAUAUGGUUAAUCAGAACUUACUGGGAUUUUGAAUUUCCACGUCCUUUCCUGCCCAACUUUGAGUUUGUUGGAGGACUUCAUUGCCAGCCUGCAAAGCCACUACCAAAGGAAAUGGAAGAAUUUGUUCAGAGCUCCGGGGAACACGGCAUUGUGGUAUUCUCUCUUGGGUCAAUGGUCUACAACCUAAGUGAUGAAAAAAGUAAUGUGAUUGCCAAAGCCCUCAGCCAGCUUCCACAAAAGGUCCUCUGGCGGUACAAAGGGAAAAAACCAGAAACUCUGGGCUCCAACACCAGGAUUUAUGACUGGAUACCCCAAAAUGACCUGCUUGGACAUCCCUCCGCAAAGGCCUUUAUUACUCACGGUGGGACCAACGGGCUCUAUGAAGCCAUCUACCAUGGGAUCCCAAUGGUUGGGAUUCCCAUGUUUGCUGACCAGCACGACAACAUUGCUCAUGUAGUGGCAAAGGGAGCUGCAGUUCAUGUGGAUUUCAACACACUGAAGACUCAGGACCUGGUUGAUGCACUGAAUACAGUAAUUUACAAUUCCACCUAUAAGGAAAAUGCUCUAAAGUUAUCCAAGAUACAACAUGACCAGCCAGUUAAGCCUCUGGACAGAGCUGUCUUCUGGAUUGAAUUUGUCAUGCGCCACAAAGGAGCAAAGCACUUGAGACCAGCUUCUCACCAUCUCACGUGGUACCAGUACCACUCCCUGGAUGUUCUGGCAUUCUUGUUCACCUGUGUAGCCAUUACUGUCUUCAUUCUUGUUAAGUGUUGCUUAUGUUGCUGUAGAAGAUGUGGCAGGAUUGCAAAGAGGAAGAAAGAAUAGACAUCUUGUUCUCAUCAGCACUUUUUCUUCUCCUAGGCUGAUUCAGCAAGGCAUUUAUUAGGAUGUGCUUUAAACUGGGCAUAUCAUGAAGUGCCCCACUGAACAGGGUCAUGAUACAAAGCUGUUGUGGGGAAGAGCUGGUUGCUUAGCCUGCAAAUUCCUUCUGGCCUAAAUAAAAUUGAAUUAUAGUUGCUUUAGCCCUUGCGACCAUGUUAGCUGAUCAUACAUGGUCCCUACCAUGGUAAUUACUGCUCUAACUUUUUAAAUUCAUUUGGGUAUAUUCCAUAAAUUCAGCCUUCCUCUGUGUGGUACUGUGGGUCUGCAACUAGUCUCCUUACCUUAACUCUGUCCUCUCCUCUAGUGUAACCCAAGCUUGAUGAUUCUCAACCAUAAUACCUCUCCUGUCAGAGUCUCUCUCUCCAGACAGGACAGUGAAGCUAAGAUCACAGGCUCCUAAAAAGUGCCCAUCUGAAGGGCUGUGAUCCUAAAAAUUGGGCACUGCAAGUGGCAAAUGCACUGACUACUUGGAGGCUGAGGGGAGACCAGAGUCCUAAGACCAUCAGAGAAAUUGCUUUUCUGGGAACCAUUUAUCUUUUCCUUUCAGUCUGGAGUCCUGCUGCACAGGCCACCAUUCUAACUGCAACACUGCAGGGAUGUGAAAACCACCUCUGUCAGGAACUUGCCCGUUUUAAACCCCAAAUGCCUCUGAGCCACACAAGAAAAACUCUAGAGAGGGAACUUGCAAAACAGUAACAUUACAAGUGGGAACAGUGCACUAGUCACUUGCCUUGCCUGCAAAGUUUGAGGGAAAAUAAUGCUGCUCUUGGGUCAGGUAAGACUGGUACUAAAUGCAGUACACUUCUUCAGUUGUCAAAGGUUUCUACUAAAAUGCUGCUAGUUCAGGCCUCCUGUUCUAGGUAAGGUUUUUAUGUGCCAGCUUACUCGAGAAAGAACCUGCUCCAAUUUUGACUGAUUUCUGCUGUACUCUGGAAUUGUUUUCAAACAGAACCGGCUGAGAAAACAUGAUUAUUUGUUUACAUAAUAAAAUUCCUUAUAUCACGUCAA
Messenger RNA from Lepidothrix coronata (blue-crowned manakin), 3645 nucleotides. Its product is annotated as UDP-glucuronosyltransferase 2A2-like. NCBI's taxonomy places the organism in Eukaryota, Metazoa, Chordata, Aves, Passeriformes, Pipridae. The transcript has 8 exons. Gene Ontology annotation, molecular function: UDP-glycosyltransferase activity. Bases 352 to 2580 code for a protein of 742 amino acids. The record is from RefSeq and is a predicted model, not a curated record.